Daldinia childiae is the source of this 606-nucleotide messenger RNA. RefSeq lists its product as uncharacterized. Lineage: Eukaryota; Fungi; Ascomycota; Sordariomycetes; Xylariales; Hypoxylaceae. The record is from RefSeq and is a predicted model, not a curated record. The transcript has 2 exons. The coding region runs from base 1 to 606 and encodes 201 amino acids. Gene Ontology annotation, biological process: mycotoxin biosynthetic process.
AUGCAUAAUUACUACUCCCCUGUCAACAAGGCCCUAGCUACUCAGCCCUACAUCACGGUCCGGUUCAACGGGUCACUCUGGUAUGAGACCCCCUUCAAAGGUCCUCCUACCCCAGCCGUUGAAGAAGCCUGGCACUCAAUUAUGCAAUACGGCAUGAUCUCUGUCUCCGCUUCAGACUAUGAGAAAGUCAAUCACUCAACCCGUACCGCAGUCCAGUUUCCUGAAGAAGCUGGAGGUGGAUACAUGGUAACGACAGUCGGAACACAUCAACUUCAUUGUCUACAUUUCCUCUGGCAAGACCACCAUCGUACUUACUUCCCAGACGUUUUACGCAAGGUCCAAGAUGUCCCAGAGCUAUAUGAGCGACAUUUUGAGCAUUGUGUGGACUACAUCAGGCAGAGUAUUAUGUGUAACUUCGACACAGGUUUGGUGACAUAUGAUUGGGUCCUGGAGCAUCAAAAUCCGACUCCCAAUUCUAAUGCUAUGCACAAAUGUGUGAAUUGGGAUGCGGCGCAAGAGUGGUUGCGAGACCGAGCAGUUGAAAUCCCGGAUGGUUUCAAAUGGAAGCAGCCUGAGGGACAGGAAAGUCUACCAUGGAAUCCUUGA